Molecule: messenger RNA, 7909 nt
Organism: Rhinolophus ferrumequinum (greater horseshoe bat)
Lineage: Eukaryota; Metazoa; Chordata; Mammalia; Chiroptera; Rhinolophidae
Gene: ERAP2
Product: endoplasmic reticulum aminopeptidase 2
Exons: 19
Coding region: 358-3222 (954 amino acids)
Biological process (GO): peptide catabolic process; proteolysis
Cellular component (GO): cytoplasm
Molecular function (GO): peptide binding; metalloaminopeptidase activity; zinc ion binding
Source: RefSeq, a predicted model, not a curated record
GCCACUGAAAUGCUGGUGUGGCUUUCACUCUGAAGCCACUCGUUAGCUUCUUGUGUUUUCUGAACUAAACGUGUUGUGCUAAGCCCUGUUUAUACCUAUGUGAUCACGAACCAGCUCGUGCUAUAAUCAGGAAGAAUGCAAAGUUCCGGAGUACCAAACAGAAAGUGAAAGCAAAAAGAACUUCUCCUCCAUUCAAACCUGCAACAACGUGGAUUAAGAUUAAAUCAAUUUAUUAAAACAUUGUUCAAAUCCUGUGUGACAUACUUGGAGGCAAUAUGGUGCUGUGAAGAACUUCGAGAUUUAGUCUGGAUAAUACUUGUCUUCUACAGAAUAAAUUUAGUAUUCCAUUCUUCUGCAAUGGUUAAGCCACGCAGAAAACACAUAUUUAAUAUUUACACAGGAUUUUACUGCUCAGUAAUCAUCCUGCCCCAAAUAUGCAUUUGUUCUCUGUUCUCAACGCCACCUAGUGAUCAGUUCAAAAAGCACCCUGAGGCUUUCCCAGUAGCUACCAAUAGAGAACCAUUUCCUUGGCGGGAGCUAAGGCUCCCCAGUAUGGUCAUUCCCCUCCACUAUGACCUUUUUGUCCACCCAAAUCUCACCUCCCUGGACUUUGUUGCAUCUGAGAAGAUUGAAGUCUUAGUCAGAGAUGCCACCCAAUUUAUCAUCUUGCACAGCAAAGAUCUUGAAAUCAUGAAUGCCGCUCUUCAUUCCGAGGAAGAUUUGAGAUACAGGAAACCAGGGAAAAAACUGAAUGUUUUGAGUUAUCCUGCUCAUCAACAAAUUGCACUGCUAGUUCCAGAGACACUUAUGGCUGACCUGAGAUAUUAUGUGGUGAUUGACUUCCAGGCCAAGUUAUCUGAUGGUUUUGAAGGGUUUUAUAAAAGCACGUACAGAACGCUUGAUGGUGAAACAAGAACAAUAGCAGUAACAGAUUUUGAGCCAACUGAGGCGCGAACGGCUUUUCCUUGCUUUGAUGAACCAUUAUUCAAAGCCAACUUUUCCAUCAAGAUAAGAAGAGAGAGAGGACACAUUGCACUAUCCAAUAUGCCAAAGAUUAAGACAGUUGAACUUGAAGGAGGCCUCUUGGAAGAUCAUUUUGAAACUACUGUGAAAAUGAGUACAUACCUUGUAGCCUACAUAGUUUGUGAUUUCAAGUCUGUGAGUGGGACAACCACAUCAGGGGUCAAGGUGUCCAUCUAUGCAUCCCCAGACAAAUGGAGUCAAACCCAUUAUGCUUUGGAAGCAUCAUUGAAGCUACUUGCUUUUUAUGAAAAUUACUUUGAUAUCAACUAUCCACUACCAAAAUUGGACCUAGUUGCCAUUCCUGACUUUGGAUCCGGAGCCAUGGAAAACUGGGGCCUCAUCACAUAUCGAGAGACAUCGCUGCUCUUUGAUCCUAGGACCUCUUCCGCUUCUGAUAAGCUGUGGGUGACCAGGGUCAUAGCCCAUGAACUAGCACACCAGUGGUUUGGCAACCUGGUUACAAUGGAAUGGUGGAAUGAUAUUUGGCUCAAUGAGGGUUUUGCAACAUACAUGGAACUUAUCUCUGUUAAUGCUACCUAUCCAGAGCUACAAAUUGAUAACUAUUUUUUGGACGUGUGUUUUGAAGUAAUUAAAAGAGAUUCAUUAAAUUCAUCCCAUCCUAUCUCCAAUGAAGCAAAAACUCCUACUCAAAUACAUGAAAUGUUUGAUGCAGUUUCCUACAACAAGGGAGCUUGUAUUUUGAAUAUGCUCAAGGAUUUCCUGAGUGAGGAGAAAUUUCAGAAAGGAAUUAUUCACUACUUAAAGAAGUUCAGCUUCAGGAAUGCUAAGAAUGAUGAUUUGUGGAGCAGUCUGUCAAAUAGUUGUUUAGAAGGUGAUUUUACGUCUGGUGGAUUUUGUUAUUCCGAUUCCAAGAUGACAAGCAACACACUCAACUUUCUCGGGCAGAAUGUGGAGGUCAAAGAGAUGAUGACUACCUGGACCCUGCAGAAAGGAAUCCCACUGGUGGUGGUUAACCAGGAAGGGCAUUCCCUCAGACUGCGACAGGAGCGCUUUCUGAAGGGGGUGUUCAAAGAGGACCCCUCAUGGAGGGCCCUGCAGGAAGGGUACCUUUGGCACAUCCCACUGACCUACUCCACAAGUUCCUCUAAUGGGAUUCACAGAUACAUUUUAAAAUCAAAAACAGAUACUCUGGUUUUACCUGAAAAGACCAGUUGGGUGAAAUUCAAUGUGGACUCAAAUGGCUAUUACAUCGUUCACUAUGAAGGGCAUGGAUGGGACCAACUAAUUACACAAUUGACUCAGAACCACACACUUCUCAGAUCUAAGGACAGAAUAGAUCUGAUUCAUGAUGCUUUUCAGCUAGUAAGUGCUGGAAGGUUGACGUUAGACAAAGCCCUCGACCUCACUCACUAUCUCCAACAUGAAACAAACGUCCUUGCUAUUCUCAAAGGUCUGGAAUACUUAGAAUCGUUUUAUCACAUGAUGGAGAGAAGGAAUAUUUCAGAUGUCACUGAAAACCUCAAGCAUUACCUUCUCCGGUAUUUUAAGCCAGUGAUUGACGCGCAAAGCUGGAGCGACGAGGGCUCCGUCUGGGACAGGAUGCUCCGCACUGCCCUCUUAAAGCUGGCCUGUCACCUGAACCAUGCUCCUUGCAUCCGGAAGGCAACUGAACUCUUUUCUCAGUGGAUGGAAUCCAAUGGAAAAUUAAAUAUCCCGACAGAUGUUUUAAAGAUUGUGUAUUCCGUGGGUGCUCAGACAACAACAGGAUGGAAUUCUCUUUUAGAGCACUAUGAAUUGUCAGUGUCAGGUGCUGAAAAAAACAAAAUUCUCUAUGCAUUGUCAACCUCCAAACAUCAGGAAAAGUUAAUGAAAUUAAUCGAACUAGCAAUGGAAGGAAAGGUUAUCAAGACACAAGACUUGGCCUCUCUUCUUCAUGCAAUUGCCAGAAAUCCAAAGGGGCAGCAAUUAGCCUGGAAUUUUGUAAGAGAAAACUGGACCCAUCUCCUAAAAAAAUUUGAUUUGGGCUCAUUUGCUAUGAGAUUCAUUAUCUCUGGUACAACAUCUCACUUUUCUUCCAAGGAUGAGUUGCAAGAGGUGCAACUGUUCUUUGAAUCUCUUAAGGCCCAAGGAUCACAUCUGGAUAUUUUUCAAAUUGUUCUGGAAACCAUACCCAAAAAUAUUGAGUGGCUGGAGAAGAAUCUUCCCACUCUGAGGACUUGGCUACUGGUUAAGAUUUAAACGGUUGAAAGAAAGAGCACACCAGCUGUGGGCCACAUUUGCAUGAAACCAGCAAAGCUUAAGUCAGAGUUACAGAUGUUUUGUCUCACCAGUAAGAAGCCUCAAGAAGUAAUCCAGUGCAGCAGUUUCCUGCUGUAAACUAUGGUCUCUGGCUGACCGAUGUAUGGUGUGGGGGUGGGGUAAGGGCAAUUUGGUAACCUAUUUAAAAGUAAACUUUCUGAGUAAUGGAGAUAUGUGGAGGUACCGAUAUAGACAUAUAGAUAUAGCUGUAAUAUUAAUAGUUUAGCCACAGCACAGACGAUCUACAUUGCCUCGCGUUGUGCCACUCUUUUGCAACUUUGCUGCUUUUUAGUCUUGCUGAGCAUCCUGGUGUUUAAUUCUUACCAUUCAUGGAAAAAUCUGAAUCAAAUAGGAAGCAUAAGAGUCAGGAAUACAGAGACUUUGUCACCAAACCUCAGAUUAUUAAAAACUGUAUGUCAGCGUUUAUCGAAUAGGCUAGGAAGGCUUGAGGCUCUCAUUCAUGAAAAGCCUCAAGAAUAGCCUUUUGAGGUCAUCUCCCAAUGAAGUAAAAUCUGCAGUCGCAAAGGCACAGGAGAGAAAGAUGAUACCACAAUACUUUAAUUGGUACAUUUGUAUUUUUAGUAAAUCUUUUGAAAGUUGCAGAAUUAGAUUAUAUUGUAUAUAUUUUGGGUUAAAGCAUGGUUUAAUGUAAAUAUUUAAAUUAUCAUCCUAUAUUGUAAUCCAGUGUUAGCAUUUCUUCAUAUUUUAAGGGAAACUCUUGAUCUCUGAAAUGCUUUUCUAGAUGCUUCUCUUAAUUGCUUGAACAAGGCACUUGGAGUAAAGAAAACACUCCUCUAAAUACAGGUAGUAAAUUUAAUAAAUUCAUGUUCCUACAUUUGAAUCAGUAUGAAAGUAUAGGUAAGUUCUAGAAAGGUUUGAAUCAAUACACAAACGACUAAUUUAUCUAGGUUAUUAAGGGAAGCUGGGGAUGUUGAGGCAGGGGUGGCAUGGAGGAUGUUAUGCAAUCCCUUCUGGAGUGGUAUCAUGAAGGUCUAUAGACCUUUCUCAGUCAGAGACAGAAUACAAUUUGGGUGGACCGGGGGCAUGACCCAAUGCAUAUUUUGUUAAAUUUGUUUUCAAAUCAUUUCUUGGAAUCUUAGAAACAUCUUUGACUCUAGAUUUGACCUGGUCAGUAUCCUACCAAGGUCUGUACAACACCUCAGUGACAGCCCUCUAUAAUUAUACAUACUUGAGCAUAAAGAAACUGAAAGAGUAAAGAAUACUCUUUUUUUCCACCAAAAUAAUAUGUAAAUUAAGCACUAAAAUGUGUAUGAGCUGCAGUAGAACUGUACCAUCAAUAUUUCCAUAAAUAAGCAAAGUUCUUUCUUUUAUUCAGUAACUGCCUACCAUAAAUUUCCAAGUUUUAAAUGGUCUUCCCUUUAGCUCUUUAUUUAAAUACAUUUGUAAUUUCUCAGAUUCUUGAAAAUUGAGUACAGAAAGAAGCAAAGUUAUUAUUUCAUGAGAAUGAAUGUACCAAUAAUGUUUAAACAAAGUAUUUUUAAAAGAAAUGUAUUGUGCUUAUUAGUAUGGUAUUUCAAAACUUUUAUGGUAGAUGCCAGAUCCCCAACACCAAGGAAGACUUGACUAAAGUUAGUUUUACUUUCUUUUACUGCAAAUGAACAAACAAGUUAUAUACACGAUCGAUCAUGACUAGAUGAUGAAGUGAACAGACACAACUCUGUGCCAUCCUGAUUUCCCACAGAGCUCCGAGGAGAAUUUUGUCAUUUCCACAGCCCUCUCAGAGUGAGAAACCUUUCAGAUCAGGGGCGCCCAGAUCCAAUGGCUUUCUCCCUUUUAGACUUUGUGUAGGAGUGAAUGGGCACAGCCCUCAAGAGUCCAAAUUAUCCCCAUGACAGGAAUUUGUCCUACCUCCUGUACGUACUUCUGCAUUUCAUUCCUUGCUAUGUCAUUGGGUCUAUUUGAGGUUGCAGAGAAGCAAGAUUGGCAAGGAACUACUACAAGAGAUCCUGAUUUUCUGAGGGAAGUUCCUGGGGGUUUUUGUUUUGUUUUGUUUUGUUUUUGGAUUCAGGGAACUACCUAGUCAGUUUGGAACUACUGGAGUCCCAAACUACCAGGAAACCUCUCAGUAGUCAGAGAAGCUAGUUUUCCACUUGCACAUGAAUGCCUACCAACUACAAGGUUGUUUAAAGUGGCCACAUGUUUUACUCUGCAACACCCCUUUACUUAUAUUCAUUAUUGACCUUUGUUGCAUUUAACCAUGUGUCACUAUUUUUCAUUUCAAUAUAUAAUGGUUUACAAAUUUUAUAUUUACAGACUUUAAAUCAAUCACCUAUUAUAUUGUCUGCUUCCUGAAAUCUUAAUCUCAGCAAAGUCAUGUCUCCAAAUCAUAAGGAAAACAAAGUUGAAAAGAAUUAUGAAACAAGUGGGUUUGCUGGGCGGAAGCAUAUAUGUAUUUUAUAUAAUCCAACAUUUUAAUAGUUGGUGCUAGAUUAUUUUUCUGAAAUGGGGUGUUAAUUCACUUUCUUCUUACCCCUAUAUCCUAUAAUAGUCAGUGCCAAAUGUUAAUUUUUUAUAUCUAGUAAUACUUCCCACGGUAAAGUACAGUUUCCCCAGAUAUGUACAUAGCUGUGCUACUAGUUUCUUUUGAUUAGUAUCUGCUGGAUAAAUCUUUGUGUAUCCUGUUACUUUGAAGUUUUCUGUAUCCUUUACUUUCAGAAGAAUCUUUUGUAAACAUAUUAUACCUGAGUUUUGUUUCCUUUUGUGUUCCCCAAUUUGGGCAGGCCCAGGUUUUGUCAUAUGUCAUAUGUCAAAAGCAUAAAAACUGAAGCUUCAGAGGCCCUCAAGUUGAACACUGAUUUCACCCUUCUGUUUAUCCCUCAGGGUUCUGCCUUCACUGUUUUUGACACCUGAGUAUUCCUUACUAACUUUCUAGGACAUUGGUGCAUUAAAACAAUUAUAAAAUAUACUUUAUUCUUUAUUUUUAGUUAUUUUAGCAAGAAGGUCAGUCAGGUCAGUCAGGAUACCUGGUUUAGCAUAUUCUCCGAAGCCGUAAUAAUUUGUUUUUCAAUAUACAAAUGCCUAACACUUUUCCAUAUGAGGCUCCUUAGUAUGGAAAUUGAUUUGCAGUAUUGACUGUGUAUUAUUGACUUCUCAUAAAUAAAGUUGUGGGUUGCCUAACGCUGUAUCAUACUUAGGAAGUCAGCAGUAUACAGAUCAUUUUUUCACAACUGAAAUCGAGGAAACUUUCCAAUAUUCAUAGAGAAAUGGUUAGAAAUUUUGAGAAAUGCAGACUUCACUAGCAAGAUAGAGAACCAUUUCUGCCUCACUCACUUCUGCAAACUUUACCUCACAGCCAUAACUUCAAGAUCUUUUGCUAAUUUGUUUUCUUUUCCCCAAAAGUCCUCAUCUUCUACCAUACUCCCAGGUAAAGUCAGGAAACCGGUUUUCUCUUCUCAGUAUAUGACUCAUUAAUUCUCAUCUUGAAAUAUUUACAGACAUGAUUUCCCACACUUCAAAGUUCCUGUGUUCAUCCUUCUGCUGAAUUAUGCCAUAUUUCUUUCUUUCAAUACAACAUUUUAGGUUCAUACCUCUGUGAGCAAUUCCCAUCUUAAUACUACCUGACAUGUUCCUCUAAACAUCCAAACAAUACCUCAGUUAUAAUUACAAACCUCAUUUUAAAGUUUGCACAGUAGACUGUCUCAGACUUAAGAGAUAUAAAGGACAUUAUUUCUCAGUUUUAAAACUAUAUUCCCUUUUAAAAACUGUUUUCUAGUAAACUGAGUUUGAAAAUUAUAACUCAUUUCUAAUAUUUCGUAUUGGAAAGUCAGGAAAAGGAUAGGCAGAAUAUUCUAAAAACUCAAAUAUGGAAAGUGGUGGGAAAGGGUUUGGUGAACUUUUUCUAAAAGAGAAACAAUUGUCUCUGUGGCAUAAGACAGUUGGUGUAUAAUUUUAUUUUCUUUCUAUUUAUACCUCCAGAUGUAGACCCAAAGACUAAAAGCAGGAAUAUUAGAAGGACAAACAGAACUUUUUAGCUGGUAGGGGGUAAACAGGUAGAGAGACUAAGCCGUCAGGAUCAAAGAAAAGGUCUGGCCUGCAAAAUCUAUGUGAACCAGACAGAAACCACAGGAAUCAGACCCUGUGACCUGGAUAAGUUCAUUCAACUCACAUUCAAGGACUGAAUUAGGGUCACUUCAGCAAAAAUUAAAAAGUUGUUCAUUAAUGAGAGGUUGCUUUAAAAAUUAUGUUCUAUAUUCUAGAAAAGUCAUUACCAAAGAGGAAAAGCAAAUUACUCUUCUAGUUUCAGAUAACUGUGUCUCUGGGAAGCCUAGCUGUUUGUAUUUUAAGGUCAAGGGAAGUAUACCAACUGUUGGCUCCUCUGUCUCACUUGAGGACCUAGAAAGAAAUAACAUCAGCAACUUUGGUCUUGUAAAUCCAGAUCUAAAAAGUGCUGCCUAAAAAAGGAAACAUAGAUUUUGUUUCAAAAUACAUCCCCCCUUAAAAACAUUGCUUUUCUUCUAUAAUUCUACCAUCACAGAUUCACUCCUUUGAGCUAAAAAAGUUAAAAUAUUAAAUUGUAACUCGUUAGAUGUGCCUUAGUGUGACUUUGUUUUUUUAAAUACUUAUUUCUUUACAGCUAGUUGAGAAAAGGGCCCCAAGGAGAAAGAGG